Molecule: messenger RNA, 4168 nt
Organism: Physella acuta
Lineage: Eukaryota; Metazoa; Mollusca; Gastropoda; Physidae
Product: protein unc-93 homolog A
Source: RefSeq, a predicted model, not a curated record
UGAAACAUGGUGUAAACGAAAAGGUUUUCUUUAAUGAUUAGGGAACCGGGAAAAUCUGGAUGAAACGGAUGUCAUAAAGAUGAUUAGGCCUACUUAAACAAGUCUUGUGCAUAAAGAUAAAACCACAGUACAAGUAAAUAAUUAAAACUCACCCCUUCAGCUAGUAUCUGAGUGACUUUUAUCAUCUGAUCCUAGCUAUUGACUAAAUAUGGAUGAAACAUCCAGAUGAUAUUGGCUGUGAGGAACCAACUGUGAAAGUGUUCCAAUAAAUUAAUUUUUUUAUUACUGACAAUGGAGAACUCACUAGACAACAGUGGAGAAAUGUCACACGAACAGGAUGAAAUGCCAUGGGGAGAUUUCAUUGCAAACAAUGAUAAUCACAAAGAUGUACACACAGUUCUAGCUGGACAGCAGAACUGUCAUACUUGCUCCGACGAUAUUGAAAUUAAUGGAAAUGUUGAGCCUGAGUUGAAUAAUGCCUACACAGCAGAGCUGAAUAAUGCUUACACAGCAGAGUUUGAUAAUGCUUACACGGCAGAGCUGAAUAAUGCUUACACGGCAGAGUUUGAUAAUGCUUACACUGCAAAACUUGAUAAUGCUUACAUGGCAGAGCUGAAUAAUGCUUACAUGGCAGAGUUUGAUAAUGCUUACACAGAUUCUGUGACCAGUGCAACGAGCUCAACGUAUCUCAUUAAGCCCACAAAAAAUAAUGAGGGAAGCCCUAACACCACAGAUGUUUAUUCCGAUAUUUUUACAAGUCCUGCUGACACCAGUGAAGACGGUUCUAAGUACAUGGAUGAAAUGAAACAACUUGCUGGAGAGAAUGUUGAAGAGUACCAGUCUUUGCUUCCUUGUAAUCAACUCCCAAACUCAAACAUGUCUCAGAAAAAUUAUAAUCCUGAAAUUAUUUUAGCAACUGUAAGUGAAUAUCUAGAGAAAGAAAAAAGCCCUGAAAAUGUUCUCAGUGUAGUCUUAUGUGCCAACUAUGUUCUGAUCCCCAGUGACCCUAACAAGUUGACAGAAACAUGCCCUCAUUCAAGCAUGGUUAGUCUUACUGAAACCGAUACUUUCUGGCUUGACAAAAGAGCAUCACCAAUGCAGAAUCUCCAAGAGAAUUCAGGUUUUCUGGAUCUAUCUGACAUUUCUAAAGUAGGCAGAGCUUGUCAACAUGCUUUGAUCUACCUCAAAGAUGACCUUACCUUUGGUUCUCUGAGCAGCCUUGCAUAUAGAGACUCCAGGGAAGUGUCUAGCCAGAUUGAAAACAUGAAAUACAAAAUGAUAUCCAGUGAGAGAUAUGUUCGCAAUUUGAUAGCUCUGAGUGUUGUUAUAACCCUCAUGUUCAUUGCUAUUGGAUCAGUGAGGAAUCUACAAAGCAGCUUAAACCAGGAAGGGGGUGUGGGGAUCGUCUCCAUGGCCGUCAGCUUUGUGGGCUACAUGCUGGGCAGCGUAGUCAGCAUUUCUCUUGUCCAGACUUUUCAGCCGUCCAGGUGUAUUGUGGUCAGCUUGUUUCCCAACCUGCUGUAUAUUGGCUCCAACAUCUACCCCAGCAUGUGGCUAAUGGCGCCCACCUCAUUUCUACAAGGUGUUUCCAUGGCUGUCAUCUGGAAUGCCAUGAGUACUUACAUUACCUUGUUAUCAAAAGGGCAAGCACAAAGGAAAAGCUCAAGCUUUGAGAAAGUAUCCAGUAAUUUUUUUGGUGUAUUUUGCCUCAUUUAUCAAAGUUAUCAUGUUAUUGGGAACUUAAUUUCUUCAUUAGUAUUGCAUUCAAUAGACACAGGUGUUCCAUUUUCAAAUUCAUCAGAUGUAAAUAAUCUCUCUUUCAAUAUCUUUCAAGAAAAACCACAUGAGGUAGCCUCAGUACUGCCUGUUGAUGUUAGUGCUGGUCUGUUUGAUUUCACAGAAAAGAAAGUUCAGACUACUACUGUAGAUUCAAAUGAGAUAGCACUCUGUGGAGCAUCCUUUUGUAACUACUAUAGAGUGGGAGGAGCACUUUUAAUCAACAAUGAGACCAAGUGCAUCUUGUUUGGUACCUACAUGGGGUGUAUAGUCCUGGCCAUUUUCAUCGCAGCCUUGUUUCUAGAACCUCUGAGUGAGCAUGCGUUCACCGCUCCACAAAAACCUUUACAAAAGAUGAAGGAUCAGAUGAUUUCCUUAGCUCAUUUUGUUAAAGACAGCAGAUUUCUUCUGCUCCUGCCUCUACAAAUGUAUUCACUGAUGCAGUUUGGAUUCAUCUCUGCUGAUGUUACAAUGGCCUUUAUUACCUGCCCUCUUGGUGUCCACAUGGUUGGCUAUGCCAUGAUUUGCUUUGGUGUUUGUGGGAGUAUCAGUUCUUACCUCAGUGGACUUCUCAACAAACAUGUUGGACGAGUCACAUUAUUUACUACUGCUGCCAUCUUUAACUUCUGUGUUCUGAUGUUUAUGAGCCAGUGGCAACCAAACCAUGACUCGCUGGUUCCGUAUUUUGUCAUGAUUGGUGCGUGGGGAGUGGCAGACGGCAUAUGGAUCAGUCAAAUCAACUGUCUGGUGGGAACAAUUUUCCUUGAAAAGUAUGAAGAGGCUUUUGCUGGACUGCGCAUUGCUCAAGGUCUAGGUGUGGCUAUUCUAUUUGGAUACUCCAGUAGCUUUUGUAUGAAGUUUAAAGUUUACAUAAUGCUGGCUGCAUGCAUAUUCUCCCUGACUUCAUACUUGGCAAUGGAGGUGAAUUUGAAGCUCAAAGAAAACAAAAAAGUAAUGGUUCUAAAGAUAAGGGAGACAACUGCUUAAGUUUAAUGUUUAUUGAUGAAAAAAUUAUCUCUGAAAAUAAAACCAUUUCAAAACUUUAAAAAAAUGAUUUAUACUAUUGCUAUAAGUUUAAAAAAUAGCUCACAAUGUGUGUAACAUUAAAUCAGAUUAAAUUUAAUUCAGAAACUAUCUAAAGCAUACAAAACCAAAGCAAGCCCAUUUUUUCGCUCUACAUAUUUUAAACCAAUUCCACUUUUCUUCUGCUGAACUUUUUUACGUUAACAUCCUAUAUUACUGUCUAUAUUGCUAAGCUAUGUCUACCAUUCCAGAUUACCACUUUUACGCAUCCAGCAAAUUUUAAAUGUAAUUUGAAGGUCUACACUUUUUACUCACAGUAUUCUGUUAUAUAUGGUUACUUUUAUACAGAUAUUUCCAUGACUAUCUAAAUACAUCAAUUUCGAAUAACUUUUUUGGGAUACUGGGUUUUCUUCUGUCUCACUAUUUUCCUGUGCAAUUUUUUUAUUAUGACAAGAUUACAUCACUAGAAACCGAAAUAAAAUGAAUCAACAAAAGAAAACUAUUCAUAAUUUAUGAAAAGACUUAUGAUUGAUAGCCUUUUUGCUGUGCCUAUUAUAGAAUUUUUAUGCUGAAUAUUUAAGUUAUACCAGUUGCCUGUUAUUUCUAAUGUAUCAUAUAAUUGUAAAUUAUAUAAAAUACUUACUUGCAAUAAUUUUUGUUGUUGUAAUUAAGCUAAAUUUCUGUCUAUGGAGUGUAUACAUUUACUAAGACACUGUAAAUAUGUUUGACUUUAGUAUGAGAUUAAACAAGUUUUUCCUUUUAUGUACAUAAUUUUGCAUGUUCAUUGUGCAAUGUCAUGAAAAAAAUCUCAGCAUUAACUAUUUUUAAUUUUAAAAACUAUGUUACCUCUUUUAUUUGUUUCUUAGCAUCUAAAAAUGUACAUAUUAAAAUAUAUCAGUAGGUUUUGUUUAAAUAACAGCAUGCUUUUAAAAAAAAAGCAUAGCAUUUUAGUUGCGUACUCUAUAAUUUGUGUGUUGUCUUUAUCAUUUAUAAUUAUUCUGGAUGAUUAUCUUUUAGAUACAUAUAGCCUGUAUACAUUCACCAAGAUGUAGCUCUUUCUGUAGACACAUUUUUUCUUAUUAACACUUUAGUCUUUUACUAGUUUUACACUCAUAAAUUAAAAAAAUAAUAGUUAACAGAAGAUUAAAGUUCCUAUAUUUUAUUUAGUGCAAAUGAUAAUCUUUACUAAAAUUGUAUUAACAUUUUUUUUGUUGCAUCUGAUAUUUACUUGUUAUAUUUAAUAGUUUAUUAGUAGGAAUAUUGUUUUUGUGUUAUUGUUGAUAUGGUUGUGACUUUUGUUUGUAGGCAAAUCAAUUUGUUACUGUACUUUACUUUUGACUCUUGUAAUUAAUUAAAGUAUUUAAUUUUA